This is a messenger RNA of Komagataella phaffii GS115, 4290 nucleotides long. RefSeq lists its product as hypothetical. The transcript has a single exon. The record is from RefSeq and is a predicted model, not a curated record. The coding region runs from base 1 to 4290 and encodes 1429 amino acids. Lineage: Eukaryota; Fungi; Ascomycota; Pichiomycetes; Pichiales; Pichiaceae. Gene Ontology annotation, biological process: regulation of transcription by RNA polymerase II. Gene Ontology annotation, cellular component: nucleus. Gene Ontology annotation, molecular function: zinc ion binding; DNA-binding transcription activator activity, RNA polymerase II-specific; RNA polymerase II cis-regulatory region sequence-specific DNA binding.
AUGGGUUCACAAGACGAGAACCUUUGUCCCUCCGAGCGGAUCAAACUAAAGCGAAAGAGAAACAGAGUUCCAGUAUCAUGUACGAUUUGUCGUCGUCGAAAAGUGAAGUGUGAUAAGAAAAAACCGAUUUGCACUAACUGUAAGAAAAAUGGUGUUCCUCAUUUAUGCUAUUAUCUAGAGCCCUCGUGGGCCAAACCACUGGUAAACAGUGAGCUUCUUUCAAUGGGUGGCAAUCCGGAGCAGUUGACGAGUGCUCAACCCGUCCCUGCGUCCAUUAUUGUCAAUACUCCCAGUAAUACCUUAGAUCAUAACCAAAGUGACUCAAUCCAAAAAGACGAGGAGGUCCGACAACUUCGUCAAAGAGUCCAGGAUCUGGAGAAGCUGCUGAUGGAAAAAGGCGACACUGGGGCCCAGAUACAUCGAAAUGCUGAUGGAUCCCUCCCCGAUGACAGGGAAGUGGUGAAUCUAAUAGCAAACUCGGAUAUCUUAUACACGACCAGACACGAACAAAAGUUCAUGUUCCCCUUGAUCUACAAAAUCAACAUAUUCUCCUGGCUCUUCAUUACCAAGACUGAUGCCUAUCUGAACGAUUUGUGGCAGAAGAUUUUCAACUUGAGACGACAUUAUGAGUACUAUUACAAUAACCAUACAGUGGCCGAUGCGUCACUGGCAUCUUUGGGAUCCUUGUCUACUCCACUCAAAAAUUCCUUAUCAUCCGGAUCUAAUUUUCAGGAACCCAAUACCCUUGCCGUGGACUUUACCUCUGGCCUUUCCAACUCCUCUAAACGUCCCUUUGAGCACAUGGAUCAAUCGAACCAAUCAGACUUCAAGGAAACUGAAAUUAAAAAGGAAGUUCUAUCAUCAGAUAGGACGAUAAGUCAAACCACAACUCCCUCAUCCAACGAUUCCUCAUCGGGUGCUGCUCCAACUUCCAUGUGCCCCGUCACCGGAGAGAUGGGACAAUGCCCUGUCUCGGGUAACAUGGAGAAAGACGUUGUUAAUAUGAAGGAGGUGAACCUCUUGAGUGGUAAUACCGGAAAAUGUCCUGUAAUUCCAACUUCUGAGUCCGUUUUCCCCAACUUGUCUUCAGAGGAAGACAAGAACGAACCCAGAGUAUGCCCCUUGAUGAUUGGAGAUGCAAGAUCUCUCUUUAGAGAGAAAUUGUCCAAGUUGAAUGACACUAACUUGGCAAAAAGAGCACUGGUUGCGUCGGCCUAUAACUCUCCAAUGUUGGAUUCGACAAACACAGCAAUGAACCAUAACCCAGGAUCCGUGCAGAUGAAAAAAUCUAGCAGCGAUGAAAGCAAGAUUAGUCCUUCUAAUACGCCUUCCCCAAGUGUGUAUCAAUCGCCUCUAACUCUUACCCCAAUGCAGUUAGAUACAUCUCAAGAUGACGACAAAUGGAAUGGCGGAAAUACUGGGUGCCCUGUUCUUGGAUGUGAUAUGAACAGCAAGAAGCCCAAAUCUAGCAAGAAAAAAAUAAAGACCUUCACCAUUACAUCUGUCAAGCAUCUAAAUUACUCGAAUACCAAGCAGGCGAUCAACAUUAUAGAGAAAAACAUACCUCCUAGAAAAGUAUGUUGGCUACUUGUGGAUCGAUUUUUUGACCUCCUUUACCUUCAAUUUCCCUGCAUUGACGAGGUUUCAUUCCGCAAAAAAGUGGCUAGCAUUAUUGGUCCUAAAGAUGGUUCUACAAAUAAAAUCAGACUCAGUUCACUGGGAAGCAACUACAAUGAGGACUUCAUGACUGUCUGUCUUUUGAUAUUAUUGAUACGCUUAAGUUGGUUAUCAUUGCCUAUUAAUUUAGCCCGAAAGUACGAUAGACCUCUUACUAAUGAGGAGAAGAUCAUGUCAAAACCGGAGAAUCUAGUCCCCAUGGUUCUAGUUGACCUCAUCAAGGAAAUUUUCACCAACACUAAGAUGUUUGGGAAGCCAUCAAUUGUGAUUCUACAAGUUGGAAUCUUUUUGAAGUGUUACAAUAUUUUUUCUCCGGAAGACGGAUUUGAUUUGGACGAUUCAUACAAUACAUCCAGUGCAAGCGAUGCCACUGGGGAUAUCACUAGCGAAUCGUUAAACCUCAACAGCAUUAAUUUCCUAAGUUCCCUAGUCACUUUAGCCAACACAAUUGGAAUCAACAGAGACCCAUUAUUCUACAGAAAUUUCCAAUCGACUUGUUCCAAUGACUCACAAGCAAACAUAAACCUAUUCCGUAAAAGGCAUUUAUGGAGGAAGCUUUGGUUCACUCUGAUUAGUUUGAAUGUGGUGACUAAUAUCAGUCUUGGAGACUACUCAAAAAUGUUGGCCAUCAACCUGGAUAUGGAUCCUGUCAUGGGCACUCAAAAUAAAUCAUGGGAUUGCAAACUUCCUGGCGAAGUUGAAUCUGAAUUGUUGUCUGAAGCAUUCUCAGACCCAGCGCUUCUGGAAAGAGAACUAAAAGUUGUCUCCAACUACAAGCUGGAAUAUGAGGUUAAUUAUACCAUCUUUCAGGGUAUGGAUCUGCUGAUCAACCAUAGCAAAGUUCCUUCUAAGGAGAAUGUCGAUCUAGUUCUAGGCAAACUGAAUGACAUUGUUAAGAGAGAUGAAAGAUAUACAGGCAUACCUACUCCGUGGGACAUGAAAACAGAGCCGUUCUUGGUAUUCUACGAAGACUCUUCAAACUCUUCCAAGCUUGACAUUGUGGUUAGAAUAUUCAAGUUCAGGCUUUUCUUGACUGCUAAAAUCCUCCUAUUUGUGAUCAACUAUAUAAUGUUCAUUAACUACGAAAAGGAACUACAAAGCUGUCCUGAAGAAAAAAUAGCAACGUAUCAAGGUUACUUCAACCGCUAUUUCGAAGAUACUCUAUUGCUUGCAAUUGAGGAUUACAAGUUAUUUGGAGACUUUUUUGAUAACUCUGCGAAGUAUUUCCCUAAUCAUGGCGGAGAGUUGAUGUUAUACCCAUUUCUGAUGAUUCUCAACCACCGAUCGAAUCAGUUUUUGAUUUCGAUAAUUCUGAGAUUGCAACAGGAUUCAGAACCUACUAUCCAACUUCUGAAUCACAAUGGGAUUGCUAGGGAUGACCUUUUGAUGAGACUAUUCCAAUACUUGAAGAACUUUCUGGAAAAGUUGGAUCAACUCACCAAGAACUACUAUUACGCCUGGAGAUUAAAGAAACUGAUCAGAUUCUUCUAUAAUGUCUUGGUGAACUCCAACAGACUGUUUAGUAUCAACUUUGACAAUUUGAAUUCAGGUAUUGAAAGAAAAUCCAUUCAUGACCGCAAGAACUCAAGUCAAUCGCCUUCGGCAACCAAUCUGUUCAAGAGGCUGAAAGGCAGUAAUAGCAAUAGUUCCAAUAACGUUGCUGAACCUGUGCAAUGUCCCGUGUUCAGAAAUAUUGAUACACAGUUUGUCCCUACAUUGGUGUCCCAGCCUUCCAGCCAACCUGCAAGUGUAAAUGGCAGUUUCAGUCACCAAUCUAAUAACAAGGGCUAUAGACAAAGUAUAGAAACAGAGGGUCCUCAAUCGUCUCAAGCUAAACAGAUUAUGGAAAGCUUUCCACUUUUCAGCAUGGAAAAUAGCGAGAAUAUUCAAAAGAAUAUCGAGUUUCUUAAUGACAAUUUCUUUAUGGACUUGAAUGACUUUGAUGAUGCAGUUGAUGAUUUGACUCCGGUCAGUACAAGCUUUCCUAUGGCGGAGAAUUCAUUAUUUCAAAACAGUAAUGAAAUUGAUUUCACUUAUGCAGAUAUCUCAUCGUUUUCUCGUGAUAGAUUCCCAGCCCAGCAGGAACAGCAACAGCAACAUCAACAACAACAUCAACGUCAACAACAGCAACAGCAACAGCAACAGCAACAUCAGCAACCACAACAACAUCAACAACAUCAGCCACAUCAGCAACAGCAGCAGCAACAUCAUCAACAUCAGAAGACGCAGCAGCAACAGCCGAUUGCUCCAGUUUCCCAGAUGCUUGGCUCGUCAUCUAAUUUACCUAAUGACUCCGUACAACGUUCUUCUCCCAUUUUUCCUGGAUCGCCAAAUAGAAUGAGCGAGAAUGAACAGCUGACUCGUCCGUUCACGCAGAAUUUCACCGGACAGGAAGAACUGCAGGACGGUCAUCAAAAUGAACAGCUCCAACCGAGAUCAUUAACGCCCAGAUCUCAAGAGCAACAUGAGCAGCAGCAGUUGCAACAGAGGCAGCAGCAAAGCUCCCAACUUGGAGUGAACGUUGUAAGGAUGCGAACGGGAAAUACACCCGAGCAACCGCCUCAGGAGCAAUCACAACAGCCUGCUGCCCCUAUUUGGAACUACCCAUAUUAA